AUGCUAAACUCCAGAAAAAGAGACCUUUUAAGCAACACAAACUCUUUUUCAAUUCAACAGUCCCGCAUAAGCGAAACAAGUUUCUUUAGCAGCACUGCUCAGCACUCAAUGCUCCAGGAGCUUGGCUUAUGCGACAAUCUUGUCUAUUUACAAGAACAUAGUGAAAAUUCUAUUUAUAAGACCAUUUCAAAUCGUUAUGAAUCAAACAUGAACUUUACCUUUGCUGGGCCUUUACUGCUGAGUGUUCAUAAAGAGAAUGAUAGUUCUCAGUAUGAAUUUGAUAAAAGAGAAGAGUACUCUGAAGCUUCAAAUAUUCUUUCUCCUCACCUGUACAGCAUAAGCUCAAAGGCAUAUUUUCAUAUGAAAGAAGCCAAACAAAACCAAGUCAUUUCGCUAUUAGGGUUAUCAGGAUCUGGGAAGACCUUUAGUACUAUCCAUUUAAUUGACCAUUUAAUAUACAUAUCAUGCAAACAAGAAUCAAGCUUAAAAAUGCCAAAUGAAUUUUUUGAUUUACUUCACUCAGGAAUCCAAGCUUUGCAUAUAAUGGGAUCUAUUGCAACUAAAGAAAAUUUAGAAUCCACAUGCUGUGGGAUGGUUACAGAAAUACAUUUUGAUUCAGAAUUCAGAAGUAUUGGAGGGAGUAUCAAGGCUAAAUUAUUAGAUAUUACUCUUCCUAACUCAGCUGGGAGAACUUAUAACAUUCUCCAUGCAUUAUUAACAAAUACAAGACAGAAUUUACAAAAUUUAGGCCUAUCAAACCAAAGCUCCAAGCUUUUGAAUAAUAAUGCUAAAGCUAAUGAUUUGAAUCAAAAAAUACAUGAUGGAGAUGUACUGAAAAGGUUUUUCGAUAAUUUAAAGAGCUUAGGAAUUCAAAGAAAAGAUAUUAAUAAUUUACUUGAAGUUCUAGCAGCUGUUGUGCAUUUUUAUGAUAUAACUUUUGCGUCUACUGGGUUUAUUACAUUACAUUAAGAUUUAUAAAUGUUUUACGUCCACUACGGGGUAGGUUUAAUCCCAGACCUGCCGCUCGCCUUCGCGCCGCAUCGGGCCCACAGACCACUGGGUCAGCCUGCUUCGAUUCACCAGGGUGCGCCUCCAGACAAGUGUUCCGCUUCAACGGCUCAUGGAUGAGCUACUUGCUUGUGACAUGGGCUGCUUUUCCGAAAACCCAAAAAAUGGAUUUUCUGGUCAGCUAUCGGCAAAAAAGGAAAAAUACGUAGCCUGGGACGUAACGCCCAGUUUCACGCUAGGGAGUUGCCCGAUUGGUCCUAAGGACUCUGCUGAGCUUCCCCUUUCCAACUUCCGUAUCCUCCUUCCCCACGAGGAAAAAUCCACCUCUGAGAUUGGACUAGGGCUAGGCUCUGCACACAACCAGAAUUGCUUACCUAGCAUUGCUGUCCUUCUCUGAAAUGGUAAAACCUUGCCGGAUAUAAUUAAAAUAUGUGUCGAGGCUGUAUGGCCGAGAGGCCAUACCCAGACGAAGACGCCAUAUUUUAAUUAUUACUGGGUUUAUUACUGCUGGGCAAAAAGAUGGCACAAAAUUUUUACCUAGGCAUAGAGUAGCUGUCCAAAAAGUCUGCAGGCUACUGGGGACGACUGAAGAAAAAUUCAAUGAAAAUUUUUCUAAUUCCGGAUCAAAAUAUGAGGCGGAAUCUAGAAUGAAUGAUUUAGCUAGAUACAUUUAUAAUCUAGCAUUUGACUGGCUUGUUAUUAAAAUUAAUGAACAAUUGGGCCUCAAAGCAAAAUCUUUUGUAGAAAAGAGAGUAUUAAACGAGUUAAAAAAUCUAUCAGCAAAAAAUAAGAAAGAAAAAAGCGAAGAUUUGUUUGAAAAAUGCAGAAAAAUGUAUACGAUUUCUAUUGUCGAUUUUCCUGGCUUUAGGAAUUAUGAGACUCUUGGAGGUUUUUGCUCGAAUCUCGCCUUUGAAUGUUUGAACUUUUAUUCUUCAGGAACUUAUAUGAAACUUUUAGCAUCCCUUGCAGAAGAAAAGGUUUCUUUUAAGUUUUUGGAAAUUCCAAAAAGCCGAUUUAUUGUUGAUUUUUCCUUAGCGAAGGAUUUUGGCUUACUCCCAAACUUGAUUUCUCCUGAUUUUGACAGAUAUUGAAAAGCAUUUAAACAGACAGUUUCUCAAGAAGAAAGUGACUGCAGAAAUAUUAUCCAAAUAUCGUCAGACUCAAAAUUCAUAAUGAAAUAUACAUGGGGAGAAACAGAAUACGAUAUAAAUGAUUUAAGAAAUGAAGCCUGCAGCAGCUAUUCUCCACAAAUAAACUACCCGUUUCUCGUAAAAUGCACUAAUCCUAUUAUCGCAAGUAUGCUCAAAUUUAACGAAAAAAGAGAGCAAUUUACUGGAUCAUAUUAUAAUUUUGCUGAUUUUUUAAGGAAAUCAUUAACAUAUCUAUUAGGGCCAUUAGGCGAAAAUCAAUGCUUCGUGAUUUACUGUAUGAAAACUCCAAGUUCAAGGCUUGACUAUGAAGAAUGUAUAUCGACUCCAUGUCAAAUGACAUUGGAAUUUUGACAGUGUGCAUUUCAUCGAAAUACAUUUGGUUGAAAAUUUUUAAUAGUGCGACAUAUGGCCGAAAAUUAACGUUUUUUUUUCAGUCACUAUCAAAAAUUUUUAACCAAUUUUCGGCCCAAAAAGUUUUCGGUGAAAUGGAUACUAUCAAAAAAGCAAUGCCAUUUGACCUGCACCCAUGUAUAUCAUUGUUCAGGUCAACCCUUGUAAUUCCAAGUUUAUUAUGGGAAUGAUAUGGAUACCCUAACUGAAUUUCAAAAGAAAAGUUUAUAAGUGACAUUUCUCCAUCAUUGAAUUUGGACUUUGAAGCCACACAUACAUUUAUUGAAUCAUUUCUUAAAAAGCUACUUAAUCAUGAAGAUUUUAUUGUAAGUUUACGAUAUUUGGUCUUGAAAAACGAUGAUAUAGCGAUAUUAAAUGAGUAUGUAAAUAAACAUAACCAUAAAGAUAUCGCUUCUGAAAUGAGCUUUGAUAUUUCAAAUAACUCAAUUGAUGGGAAAAGAUCAGUAAAAUCAAAAAGCAAUAAAAAUAAUUUUGAAGUAAAUAACUUGUUUGGAUACAGCAUUUCAGGGAAUACAGUAGAUAUUGUUGAGCCUCGCAUGCACGAUUAUCUUGAUUCACUGUAUACAGUAGAAGAAAUGUCUUUUGAAAGGAUUGAGCUAACAGACUCAUUCUUAGAUAGAAAAACAAAAUCUAAUACAAGUUUGCAGAUAAAAUCUAAAGAAAACAUCAUAAAAAUCUCUUCAAGCAAAGAUUUUAUGUCAAUUGCCCAUUAUUGCACAAACUUUAAGAGAUUUGACUAUAGAGAUUGCAUGCAUGAAAUAGUUACAAUACAGUCUAUAUGAAGAGGAAUAAAAACACGAAAAUAUUUUAAUGCUUUGUUGAUUCUGUAUAGAAAUGCGAGGAUGAUACAAAAACAUUGAAGAGGAUUUAUAUGUCGAAAAAAAAUAAAUUUUUUAAAGCUCGCUAUUGUUUUAAUACAGAUGAAAGCAAGAAAAUUCUUCAAUAAAAAAGUACGGGCAGCAAGAAGAAUUCAAAAAUGAUAUAUACUAAUUUAAUUUUAUUACAAACAGCCUCUUUUUGAUACAAAAAAAUUAAUGCACAAUUAUUAACGCUGCUUAAAUUUUAUUUUUUAAACUAUAUUUAAUUGAAAUCAAUAUAGAAAAAUUCUAGCCCAAAGACAGCUUGAGCUUGAAAUUCAAAAUGAAAUAGAACAAAAUCUCUCUAAACGUAGCUCACUAUCUACAAAUUCAAGAACUUCUACUGAUAAAAGAAAUAAAUCCUCAGAAUUUGCAAAUUUAAAUUCCGAAAUGAUUAGAAAAAUCGUUAGAUCACAUACAGAAUCAGCAGUUCAUGAUGACGAAGUUUUAUUUACCCCAAAUAUCCUUUCGACAUCUAGAGAGCUGGCAAGGAACCAUCAUAUUCGCCAAGGCUCUAAUAAUCUUCCAGUAGAAGACAGAUUAAGGCUGCAAGAAUGCAAUAGACAGUCAAAAAUCGCAGAAAUUCAAAGGAAACAGAAAGAAGAAGAAGCCAGACAACUAACAUUGUCACCGCAUAUAAAUAAGCCAAGAAGCUAUGAUAAAUCAUUUCUAGAAAGACAAGCUUUAAAGCAAGAAGAAAUAAGACAAAAGCGUGAAAUGCUGGCUCUAGAAAAAGCUGCAGCCACGGAAGAGCAUUUUACAUUUACACCUACAAUAAAUAAGCCUAAAGAAAAAUCAACGCAAAAUAACACUAUAGAUAAUUUGUAUAUAUGGGCAAAAAUCAAAGAAAAUAAGAUGAACAAAGCAAGAGAAGCCCAAGAUGCAGAAGUCUCAAAGCAAAUGGAAGUGUUUAGAAUUUCAGAAAAAAAUGAAAAAAUUAUUCAGCAGAGAAAUAAAAGAAGACAGCAAAGUUUAUCUGUUGUACAAGCAAUGGAAAAUUCGCUAUUUGCGUAUUGGCCAAGUGAAAAAUCUAAUAAGAGUUAA
Messenger RNA from Blepharisma stoltei, 4471 nucleotides. Lineage: Eukaryota; Ciliophora; Heterotrichea; Heterotrichida; Blepharismidae. The record is from the annotation of a GenBank genome assembly.